AGAACAAACACAAAUCUACUAAAUUGGUUUCCAUUCCCCUCAAGGAUAACGUUUCCAGGCACUGUUGUCCUCCCGGUUGUUCCUAAAUGCACAACACCCAACCGAGAAAACGAUGUUUAUAACGGAAACUCUCUUCCAGUCGGUCUUGAUGUUAUCGAGAAGACCAGCCUUGCACGAGUCGCAGCCAUAGCAGAGCACUCUCGGCUCAUUGCUCCACCGAGCACAGUCUGGGUUGCUAGAAGCUGGUGUUUGUGGCCGUGUCCAGUUUGUUGGGCUCACGUACGUGAAGUUGCAAUCAUUCGAGGGCUUACAGCAUCCAGACUGAUGCUCUCGGUAAAAAUCGUCCACCGGGGUCGAACCAGCCUGAAGCAGCCUCUGACAAAUGUUACUGUCAACCAAAUAGCUUCUAACCUGGCCCCAGUGGUCGUUGACCCUGUUCUGCAGCCAAUUCGAGUAGUCCCCGAGCCUGUACUCCCUAUACCCCCUGCCGGAGAGGACCUUGCCGGCGACACUGUUGGUGACCACGAAGGCACUUUCGAUUUUCGGAGAGGAAAAAGCAAAAGCACCAUCGCACUUCUCUCUGAAAUCUGA
This is a messenger RNA of Striga asiatica, 591 nucleotides long. NCBI's taxonomy places the organism in Eukaryota, Viridiplantae, Streptophyta, Magnoliopsida, Lamiales, Orobanchaceae. The record is from the annotation of a GenBank genome assembly.